Molecule: messenger RNA, 1299 nt
Organism: Nannochloropsis gaditana CCMP526
Exons: 3
Coding region: 1-1299 (432 amino acids)
Source: RefSeq, a predicted model, not a curated record
AUGGACGAUGCAAAACAAAAAACAGAGGAAGAGGAAACAGUCGAGCAUGACGAUGAUGCAGAUAAGCACUGUUCCAGAAAAGAUGGUGGCUGGGGGAAUAAUGAUUUCCAACGCAAGCAAGACGAAGGGGACAGCGACAUAGAAGCAGAGGGGAAGGAGCUGGAAUUGCUGGUUGAUGAGGACGGACGCCUCGUUUUCGACGGAGGCCAUGUCGACUACUCUUUCCGCUCCUUCCCUGCGGCCUUUCCUUCCUUCUGUACUGAUGCUACGUCUUCCUCCGUCCUGUCCACCUUGCUGCACGAUUGUCGAGUAGCCAGCACGGCAAGGGCGCAGGCCAAGGCUGGGGGAGACUACAGCGAAGGCGAGACCUUUUUCAUCACCGCCGACACCAAGCCCAAGGUGCAACUGGAAGCGCUGGCCCUGUCGAUAUUCUGGGCGCACACCUCUCAAGCCACCUACACCGAAGGACAUAGCGGGGCAGAAUGGUGGGUGCAGGUGCUGGAGGAGGAGGACGACAUUGGCCUGCAUUUCGACAAGGACUAUGCCCUGGAAGCACACGGUCUCAACAUCUACCCUCACCUGGCCACGGUCACCUACCUCUCUUCCUUGGGAGGUCCCACUCUGGUCCUUCCCCUCUCGGGCCCCCUGCACGUGGGGGAAGACCUGUCCGGCGCGCUCUCCGGAGCCUGGCUCUCCCUGCCCGCCGUGGGCAAACACACCGUCUUCGAUGGACGCCUGCUACACGCGGCGCCCGCGGAAUUGCGGGGACUGUGGGCCGACGAAGACGGUUGGGAGGAAGGUGGGAGGGCGGAAAGGAAAGGGGGACGGAAGCGGGUGACCCUCCUGGUGAACGUCUGGCUGAAUCACAUUCCCAACGGCUCGGAACGGCCGUCGCCCUCCCUCCUCCAGGCCCUCUCUCCCUGCGACUCUGCCGCCCCAUUGGAAUGUAGAAUCCCCUUGGCCCCUCCCUUUCAGCGAGGGGAUGCCGAGGAAGGGACUAUCUCGUCCUCCCUUGCGUCCCCCGGCGCCUCUCAGGUGACGGAGGUGACGCUAAGAGGAGGGGCGGUAGGGGAAGGAGCGGCCCAACGGGCAUCGUGGAGGUUGGGAGGUGAAGCCAAGCAGAGGUAUAAGGUUUCAAUCCUUGUGCCCGCUGAGGAGGGGAGGAAGUUCUCGAGGGAGGACGAAGGCUCCACUGUGAGGCUGAUGUUUAAGGAGGGGGUGACGGGGAUGGUGGGGGACAAGAAGAAGGAGGAGGAGGAGGAGGAGGAAGUGGAGGAGGAGGAGGAGGAGGAGGAUUAA